Molecule: messenger RNA, 5490 nt
Organism: Symbiodinium natans
Lineage: Eukaryota; Dinophyceae; Suessiales; Symbiodiniaceae
Source: the annotation of a GenBank genome assembly
AUGGGCUGGGGUGGCGAGGGCAAGGGCUGGUCAGAUGGCGGCGGCAAGGGCUGGGGCGGCUGGGGAAAAGGCUACGGCAUGAUGCCGCCCAUGCCGCCGAUGUACGCCAUGUACCCGCCCAUGUGGGGCAUGAAGGGCAAGGGCAAAGGCAAGGGCAAGGCCCUCAAGGUGGACGACUCCUUGAAGGUGUGGCUGGGCAAUGUUCCAGAAAGCAUCCGGUGGAAGGAGCUUCAGGAGCACAUUGACCAGCACAUGAAGAGCAAGUGGGUCGAGAUAUUCCAUGGCAAGGGCAAAGGAACCGCAGCCGUCGUUUUUGCCAGUGCCGACGAAGCCUCACAAGCUAUCCCCCUCCUGAACGGGAGCACCAUCGGUGGACAGUCCCUGGUGGCGGACAGCAGCGGCCCUGGGCUGUGGGCUUUCACUAGUCGGGUCUCGCUUCAAAAGCUCAAGGAGUUUGAGGAGCUCAAGUCGCAACUCCAGGGCCGCAUCGACGGGGUGCUGAAGGAGCUCCGCACCAAGGUGCCGGGAUGCGAAGACCGCAUCGCUGAGCUCCAGGUUGCAAAGGUCGAGCUGGCCAGAAACGUGGAGGUGGCAAUCACCGCGACGAAACGAGUUGCGGACGAUGCACAGGCGACAACCACCACGAUGAUCGGCGACCUGGACAGUCGUCUUAGCGCCAAGCUGGCGGAUCUUCUGGCACAGCUGCAGCACUCGGAUGAGGCCCUGACGCGAGACCUGACAACGUCAGAGGGCGAGACGCGGAAGAUACUGGCGGAUGAGCUGACGGCGCUGUGCGAGCGCUUGGAUCAGGAGUUGUCGCUGGUCCGGCGUGAGAUGGCGGAGUCCAUAGAGCGUGCAGUGGGCGACGCUCGGGCAGAGAUGCAGCAGCUGAGCGCGACGCUCUCUGCAAACCUUGCGGAGAGCAAGCAACAAAGCCUGGACCACGCAUCGGAGUUGGUCAAGGCCUGCCGCGAGCACAUGGAUGCAGUCCUCCAUCGUGAGCAAAAGGCGCGGACGGCGGAGGAGGAGCGCACGAAGGUGUCCGAGGCAGACAUCUGGCUGAAGCUGGACCGGCUAAGUGAGUUGGUGCAGGAAGUUGGCGACUCCGCCCGGGAGGAAGUUCGAGUCACGACCGGGGAGUUGGACCACAAGUUCACUCAGGCGCUGACGCUCGCUGACCAGCGGCUGACGGUACGUGGCCUUUCGCAGCACUGGAAGAUCGAACUCUGGCUUGUGCUACCAGAGUACAGUCAGGGGCAGUCCUCACUUAAUGUCGCAGUGAAGCGCGCCUCCGUCGAUGUGGAGGGCAGUGAGAUGCCUGAAAGCAGGUGCCUGCGCCUCAGGAAGUUCCUUGCGACCCAUGCGGCGGUGCGCUGGUACUGGUUCCACAUGGCUGUCCAGCUGGGUUUCCUCAGCCGCGAGUAUCUCGUGAUCUCCAUGGUCUCGGAGGGCAGCUGGCCCAGCUGGCCGAGGGAGGUGCUGCUCUCCUACUGUGCCUUGUGGCUGACUUAUGGCGUGGUCUUCGUCGAGGUCAGCCACUUCUCCUCUGUCCGAAACAAGGACGUUGUGACGAAGACAACUGUGGAUGGGCUACUGGACAUGCUCCUCCUCCCGGUGAACAUCGGCUUCUUUGGUCACCUUUGCGUGAGGAAGCUGGCGCUGCAAGGCGAGCACUCAGAUCACUCCUUGCACAUCAUCUCCACCAUCAUGGAGAGCUCGGAGAUCUGGGAGGCCUGGGCACUUUGGUCGGUGCUUGGCCUCUUCGUCACCGUGGUGGACGUUGAGUCCCGCCGCGACCCGGCGAACCGGGAGUUCGCGGUGCCCUUCCGGAAUCUGAGCCUCCAGGGGGUGCGCACGUGGGUGUGCAUGAUCAUCAUCAUCACUGCAACCCGGCUGGUCAUGACCGGGGUCUUGCAGUCGCGGGCUCCGACGAUGUGCUUCUGGGCUUCGAAGACCUGCACCUCCUGCAACGAGCUCUACGAGAACAACAUCCACCUGGCUGCAGCUGCGGUCAACUUCAUUCUUUGCUCCUUUGCGCUGGCCUUCGUCUUCACCUUUGAGCACAGCUUUGAUGAGUACCUGAGCAGGAUCGGGCCUUUCUGGAAGUUUUGGGGAGUGAAGGGCGUGGUGUCGGUCACAUACUUUCAGUGGCUGGUGUUGAGUUACGGGCCUCUCAACUUGGAUGACAAGCGCAUCUACGAGCUGCAUUGCCUCCUCUGCACACUGGAGAUGCCCAUUCUCGCGGUCAUUCACGCGAGUUGCGCGUAUCCCUAUGGCAAGCCGUGGCUGGACUACCUGCUGCAACUGCAGCAGCAGGACAUGAGCGAGUCGGGGGGCCAGGAAGCCACUCCAGCCCGGAACGCGCACUUCCGCCUGACUCGCCUGACCCAGUUCAAUGUGGACUUCACCAUCUCAACGCGAAGUUGUGGGCCGGAGUCGUGGAUCUUGCUCUUCUACGUCCUGUUCUGGAGUCUGGGCUGCCUUGCAAGCCACCGGUUCGUGGUGUUCGUGCUGCCCAUCUCGCACGAGGUCCAGGGCCCACAGCCACCGGUCUACUACGCCACAUGCAACACUGAAGGGGACAUCGCGCACUUCCUUGCGGGUCGAUCCCCAGAACUGCACUUUCAGGUCCGGAAUGACACGGUAGAGAGGCACCGGCUGCCGGGCGUCGCCGGAGCCUGGCUGCCUUUGUGCGGCAAGGCCGCCCUGGACUGUGAGCCUGGCUUUCAUGGCGUCCCCUCGCUGCGCUGCUCGCCCAGCGGCCGGUACGAGCCCACCGGCCUUUGCAAACCCAUCCGCUGCGGCCAGCCCCACGAGGAAGCCGGGCACGCCAGGAUACAUAGGUCCGACUUGGUCAUCCGCGAGUGGACAAGUGACAUGGUGAUUUCCUACGAGUGCAUUCGGGGCUUCGUGGGCAAGAUGCGGGCAAAGUGCGGUCGGGAUGGUCGCUGGACGUUUACGGGUCAGUGCAAAGAGGUUCUUUGCCCUGAUCCGCCGCUUGUCCCGCGCGCGAAGCCGUUGCUGGAGCCGAGCGAGCUUGAGAACCGCACUUGGCAGGCUGGGAUGUCGUUGCGAUAUCAGUGCGUCGAUCCAUUUAUUGGCAUCAUUACGGCCAGCUGUGAGGACGAUGGGAACUUCGUCUUGCAUGGAAGAUGCUUGGCAUUCUGCAAGACACCCCCUCCCGUGGACAAUGCCAUCGCAACCUACAACAAUUCUGUUGCACGCCGAGGAUGGUCCGAGGGCAUGCGGGUGAAGUACGAAUGCCUGUCUGGCUGGGGUGGCACAGUCUUUGCAACCUGCCGGGAGGAUGGUCAGUAUAGCAUCGAGGGCAGUUGCAAGGUGCAGUGUUCUGACCUGCAAGCCACCUUGCGCACUACCUACGGGCCCGCCUGGACUGACAUCAUCUCGGUCAAUCGUUCCCAUUCGCUGGACCUCACAGGUACGGGCGAGGCCGACGUUGUUGCUCUGGCGUGCGCCCCAGGUUUAUUUGGCAUGCCCUUUGCCGCUUGCCAAGAAGGUAGCUGGCAGGUUCUGGGCUCCCCCUGCCGCGCCUUUCCCACAUCGAAGGGCUGCGGCUGCAAACGCCAAUGGAAGUUCUGCAGCGACCUCCUGCAGAGCACCUGCAUUCGCUGGCAUGGCUGCCGUGGGUCCAGUGCAGAGAGGUAUGGGUGGUGUGAGGUGGAUGACAAGCUGCCCUGCGGCUCGGGCAGCGCUCCUCGUUGGGACUACUGCGUGGGUCAAGGGCCGCAAGACGAUCCCGAGGUUCCCCUGGAAAGCGAGAUGGGCUCUGUGGUGCUGCGUUAUGGGCUCUUCGUGGCCGUGGGCAUGCUUUCGGUGGUCGCCCUGCUCUUCCUGCGUCAGUUUCUGCCUGUCCUCGACGACUCGUGCACUCGGCUCAAGGCCGGACUCUGCGAGGUGCAAAAUGCGGCCACGCGCAGAGUUACGUGGGUUCUCCGCAAAGCUUCGGAGAAACUCCGGCCUCCACUACUGGACGAUGUGAAGAUCCAGCCCCAUGUCAGCUGGUUCUCUCCCCUCUUUGACGCCGGCGGCUGCCACGGCCUGCAGCUAGAGUUGCAGAUUUUCCGGGUGGCGGAUCCACCCCUGGAGGGCCAGGAGGUGGGAGACUGUGCCGUGUACCUCUGGGCGACCAAGGGUUGCAAUCUGGUAUACAAGCUGGCAGUUGGAAGCAAGUCGCAGCUCCUCGAGAAGAAGUUCAACGGACGCGUGCCUUACGGCACAUCUCGCCUCUGCUUCUUCGCUGACCAGAUCAACAAGGAGGAUGACACUCUGCGUGUGUCCUGCGAGGUGCUAGAGGCCUUGCGGGAGCUCGAGGCCCCGGUGCAGCCGGCAGCACCUCACCCGCCCGACUGGAGGAAGGCCCUCAUUGCUGAAGGCAAGCCUGUGCCUGAGGUGGACGCAGUGGUGGCGGCGAGUCGUGACCACAGCGGCCCGGAACCUCUUGAAGGCCAGCUGCUGUACUCCAUGCACAUCAACAAUCGACUCCUGGAUCUGGUAAGAGACCAAGUCGACGCCAUGAAGUGUCGGAUGGUCCGAAUCGUUGAGUGGAGGAUCGAGCACGCAUCCCUUCUUCGACAGUGCUUUCCAGCGGGUGAAGCGAUGUGCAGCACGGACUUCGGCGCAGCGGGAAUCGAAGGCCUUCGGUUAGUCUUCUAUCCCUCCGGCUACGUCGGCGCGACGGAAGGCUUCUGCUCGCUCUUCCUUGUGGCUCCAGCUGGGGCGACGCUGCAGUGCACGCUGCAAGCGGGUCGGGAGCGCCGCGAAGCAAGCCACGCCUACCAGCGCGAGGGCGCGUUUGGGCGCACCAACUUCUGCCAGCUUGAGAGCUGUGUAGACGAGCAUGACUCGAUUCACAUCCGCUUGGACGUGAUGGAAGCGCACCAAGACCUGGUAGCGAAGGCCGCCCAUCCACCUCCCAAGCCCGGAGAUCAGCGGACACUCUCGCAGCAAGAGGGCGUGGUCGCUGGCCCGGUACACAGCGCCGUUAAGCUGCGGCGCCACGUGGGGAACCACUUGGAGGAUGUGAAGGUCCUGCCUUCGCUUUGGAUGGCGAAGACGGCAGACGACCCGUUGUCAAGGCCCCAGGGCUACCACGACUUCAACGAGAUUCGCGAGCGUGCUGCGCAUCCCGUGCGAGGCAGCCUCGCCGUAGCCGUGGCUCGGGAUGCCACGGCCCGUGCUCCAGCUGCCUCAAAAGAAGAUGCGACCCUUGUCGACGAGACGUUGCGCCGUCGCCCAAAGAGCGGUCUCCCUUCAGGCCGGAGCGGCGCCCGCCUCUCCGAGUCUCAGCCGAACCUGAAGGAUCCGGCUUUGUCCUUUGGAGGAAGCUGUGCCGAGGAUCGGCUAUGGUUGCUGGAGGUUCCUCCCAUGGACCGUCGGCCAAGGAGUGCCGGCAUCCCCGGCCGGAGGAGGCCCAAACAUCUGGUCGUCAACCUGACCGAACCCAUUUGCCACAUGAAGGACGGAGAUUGA